UCCAGCCCAUGUGACGAGACUACAUCACGCCUGCGCUAGGAGUUACAAGAUGGCGGAGAGUGCGGAACUGAAGCAAAUGGUGAUGAGCCUGCGGGUGUCCGAGCUUCAGGUGCUGCUGGGCUACGCCGGGCGCAACAAGCACGGCCGCAAACACGAGCUGCUCACCAAGGCCCUGCACCUUCUCAAGGCCGGCUGCAGCCCCGCCGUGCAGCUCAAGAUCAAGGAGCUCUACCGACGACGCUUCCCCACCAAGCUGGUGUCGCCGUCCGAGCUGGCGCUGCCCGGCGUCCACGCGCCGGCCCCCGGCUCGCUCCCGGCCGGCCUGGCGCAACUGGCCUUCGACGGGCACCACGGCGCGGCGCCCUCUCCGCUGUUGCCCAUCUCGUUGCUGAGCGCGGCCACCAAGCACGAGCUGGGCGCGCUGCCGCACCUGCCAGCCGCCCUGCACCCGGUGCACCCCGAUGUCAAACUGCAGCGGCUGCCCUUCUACGACGUGCUGGACGAGCUCAUCAAACCCACCAGCUUGGCCUCAGAUAACAGUCAGCGCUUUCAGGAGACGUGUUUCGCUUUCGCAUUGACACCUCAGCAAGUCCAACAGAUCAGCAGCUCAAUGGACAUAUCGGGGACCAAAUGCGACUUCACAGUUCAAGUUCAGUUAAGGUUUUGUUUAUCAGAAACGAGUUGUCCUCAGGAAGACCACUUUCCGCCCAACCUAUGUGUCAAAGUAAACGGGAAGCCCUGCAACCUCCCGGGAUAUCUUCCUCCAACCAAAAACGGAGUAGAGCCAAAGCGACCCAGCCGACCAAUCAACAUUACCUCACUGGUCAGACUGUCGACCACAGUCCCCAAUACCAUAGUGGUCUCGUGGACCUCAGAAAUCGGAAGGAGUUACUCUAUGGCGGUGUACCUGGUGAAGCAGCAGUCCUCCACAGUGCUCUUACAGCGGCUCCGGUCCAAAGGCAUUCGGAAUCCAGACCAUUCCAGAGCCCUCAUCAAAGAGAAGCUGACAGCAGACCCGGACAGCGAGAUCGCCACCACCAGCCUGCGGGUCUCCCUGCUCUGUCCGCUGGGCAAGAUGCGUCUGAUGAUCCCGUGUCGUGCGCUGACCUGUUCGCACCUGCAGUGCUUCGAUGCCACUCUCUACCUCCAGAUGAACGAGAAGAAGCCCACAUGGGUGUGCCCGGUCUGCGACAAGAAGGCCCCCUACGAGCACCUCAUCAUUGACGGGUUGUUCAUGGAGAUCCUAAACAGCUGCGACGACUGCGACGAGAUCCAGUUCAAAGAGGACGGGAACUGGGCCCCCAUGAGGUCGAAGAAGGAAGUGCAGGAGGUGCCUGCUUCAUAUAACGGACUGGAGGGCUCCCAGUGUCGGCCGGCGGUUGAGCAGAGGUCCCACAGCAACAACAAAAAGGUGGAGGUGAUUGACCUGACGCUGGACAGCUCCUCGGACGACGACGACGACGAAGACGAACCCCCUUCAAAGAGGUCAUGUCCCUCUAUGUCACCCACGUCUCCGCAAGUUAGUAAAGGGGUGCUAAAUCUGCACACCCAGGGAUCUCCUGUGAGCAGAACUCCCAGCAUGCCCCAGGUGGACACCAGCUACAUCCCCCCGCCACCCCCACUCAUCCAGGACUACCGCCACUACUACCCCACGCACAACGAGCUGUCAGAUCUGAACUUCUUCUCAGUUUUACAAGGCGAAAACCAGCACUACAACAUGGUGAUGGCGGCAGCGGCUGCGGCAGCCUCGGCCUCAGACGAGCACGAGCUGCUGCUCAAUCGUUUCCUGCCGUACGGCUCGUCGCAGCUCUUCCUGGAGCCGCCGGGCACGCAGUCCGGCAGCGGCGCGCUGGCGCCGGCGGUGAACGGCGGGGGGAGCGUGGGCAGCAGCGGCGGCAGCAGCAGCAGCAGCGGGAGCAGCAGCAGCCUAGUGUCCUCCAGCAGCCUGCGGGACGCCACCUCCGCACACCUGCACCCGGCCACCUCGCGGCCCAGUGCGGACGCCCUCGCCGCCGCCGCCGCCCUCUACGGCUCCAUCUCCGACGUCAUCUCGUUAGACUGAGCUCACACACACACACAUGCGUACAUACCCAGCAUACAGAGACUUAAACACAUAUGUAGACUGUACAGUCACUGAUGGGAGCAAGAGGGCAGGAGGAGAGAAAAAAAAGGCAUUUAGGAGAACAAGAAAAGUGGAGUGUGGAAUUUUUUUUUAAGGAUGAGAAGAACAAUGCUAUGUACAGAGAACAAAAAUAUAUAUAAAUAUAUAAAUAUAUUUUCGGUUUUACUUUUGUACAUAAAACGUAUGAGACUGUCUUUCUGUCCAGUGAAUGACUUCAGUUGACAUUUAUUUCCCAUGGAUAGUGAAGAUUGUUGGGCCCCCUUCUCCCUCCCAUACACAUUUCUUGGUUCCCUUGCUUCUAUUAUAACUUUUAUACCUCUUGUUUUGUUUUUUAAGAAUUCUAUUCUUAUCUUACACUGAUUCUUGUUCCGCGCCAGUGGAAUUGUUCUCCCUGAGAAAAUCAAGACAUCAGACAUUCUUUCUUCCAAAUCUGAAUUGUGGUAUUUCUAUUCCAAAAAAAAGAACAAAAAAAAAAAAGAAGUGAAUUAUCUGGAAUAGUCCAGUGGUGUGCGAGGUAGGGUCUGUUCUGAUUCUUAGGUGUUCUGUGAUUUCUCCUCGCGUCUGUAAAGCAUUCCCUCAACCCAGGCCGCCCCGGCUGUGGGACAUACAGCUGAUUGGUGUGUGUUUGUUUGGUUCAUUUCUUCCCAAGUUAGUGUCCAGAUCUCUGCUCUCAAAUCCUCCUGUGCUGUCAUGUGCUUUGUUUGCAUUCUGAAAGCGCCUCUGUACUUCACGUUUUUUUUUUGUUUGUUUGUUUUUCCCCCUGCUUUUUUGCUCUUUUUUUUGCUAAUCACUUGCACAAUGGCACAAAGCCAAAAAUCAUUCUCUUGUGCUGUUACUCCAGAAGUGGCCAGGGCUGUUCUCUCUCUACUGUUUUGUUACCUGGUUCGCAAGGCCUUUCUCGUCCCAUCCCUGGAAAACUCUUUGGUACUGUAGUGCAGCUUCUGUGUAGGAGGGCUUUUAUCUCGCCCAUAAUCUGUCCUACAUCGAUCUCUGUGUGUGUUUGUGCUUACACUUGAGUGUGCAUACAUGUGUGUGCCUGUUGGAUCCAAAUCCUCUUUGAAGCCCUCUCCAUUCCAGCAGCCUAAUACUUAACCUCAAACUACGAAAAGAGUUCAAACCAGCUAAUCAGGUACUAAGUGUCUGGUACCACCUAAACAGGUCAUAGUACCACUAGAGACAUACAUGCCCCUGAUCAAUUGGAAACAUCUCUGUUAAUCCCUCUAUUUAAAAUAAUCACUGCUUUCAGUUCGACAGAAUAUCCAGUUUCUCACUAUCUUAGCAGAGGUUGAUUUAUUUAUUUGUAUAAACCUGGUGUAGAAUGAUGGUGCAAUAACCAAUCUGCAUGUCCACUGGAGGACUUCUACAGAGUUUCCCUGAUCGUUUAAUGUAUCCAUAGUUCCCUAACAGUUUUAUGUACCCAAGCCAUGAAUAAAUGUCUUAGUUAUUGAACUUAGAGAGUGCUUAGAGAGAUACAAAGAAGGGAAAGCAAUGGGAAGGUGUUGCUUUUUAAAUUCAAACAUUCUAGCGCCCCCUGUCCCCCCAAAUAUUCUGAGAGUUCAUUUCAAAUAGAUUUAAUUGUGACUGUAUGUGCAUAUAUAUUUUCAAAAACACAUUGUGAAAGUCACAAAGUUUAAACUAGAUGGGCCAUAGCCAAUACAUUAAUUAGUGUGGCUCUGUAUGUAUUUGGUGGCUGCAAAUCCACCUCAGUCCUCUGAGCUCAUAGGGUGUUUAGGAUGUCCAGAUUAUGUUCAGAAACCUAGGUAGGUGUCUUAGUAGUGUUUCAUUAUCUACUGGUCUCUUUAUUGUUUGUCCAUUCUUCGAAAUGCACCAGUGUGACCAAGGGCUAUGUUCUGGACUAAGGUCUGUUUGUACCUAGAAUUUAAAUUAUAAAUCAGUUAUUUUGGUCAAAGGAGAAGCCUUUUUGAUAAAGGUUCCUUGUUACACAGCCAUACCUGGCUUUUGAACAGAUUUCAACCCCAUUCUUUAUCCACGUGUCUCGACUGAAUGAUAUGCUGUUUUUCCUUUAUGAAUUCAUCCUGUGUAUAGAAUAUGCUCUGUAUUUUAUUUAUUUUGUAAUCUAUAUAUAUUUUUACAUCUUGAUUUCCACUGAUUUGUUGUCACAUGCUAGUCUUGUAAGAGCAAACUGUAUUUAAUGAGCUUCAUUUUGUCUACGGCUGUUUGGUUUUUUUGAGGAGCUCUCCAGUGUCACACAGCAUUUAUUGUGAGUGUUUUUCAUGCACCCAGUGAUGAAGCAAAUUCAUACUGUUCACUGGUCUGGAUGGCAGGCCAUGCAAUAUCUGCAUACUUAGUCCUAGCUUGCCCCAGGUUUUGAAAACCCCCAAACCUUUUUAGUCUCAUGAGUUCAGCUCAGUAGUCAUGUUAAGAGCGCAUGAUGACCCAUCCAGAAGACAACCGUUUAAAGUGGUCAAAGAGAGACGUUGAAUGUUUUUCUCUAUUUAUGUGCUCCAUGUGGCUUGCAUGCUUCUCUUGAUGGCCAAGACCAUGUUUGAAGACCGGUUCAUUUUUUAUUUUUUUUUGUAAUUCCUCCUCCAAAUGUCAGUGUUAUGUAUGCAUUGCUACCCUGGUAUUUAUUUAACAGCUGUGACGGCCACUGCAUCUAGUGAUGGAGAGAUAAGCACAGGAACCUACUUGUUUGCCACAGACCCACAUGUAGCCAAUGCCACAACCAAGCGGAACCACUGCCUCAUGCAGUGUGACCAUAUCGCUUAGUUCUGAAGGUUUUUUUGUUUGUCUGCUGGAAGGUGUAUUUUGUUCUUGUUCACCAUUUCCGCCAUGUCUGUAAAUAUGACGAUCCGAUCGAUAGAUCGGCAUGAGUCACAGGGUGUGUGGGAAAUCCUGCAAAGAUGACUGAAGCCACAGGAGCUCUCUUGCACUCGAUGUCAGUGUUUUGAAGAUGAAAUUGAAAUUGAUAAAGGGAAACUGUUGAGUGUGUGUGUGAGAGUGAGAGAGAGAGAGAGUGUGUGUGUGUGUGUGUGUACAUGCCAUUGCUGGAAAAAAAAGUGUAUGGUGAAUUGUGCAGAAAUUAAUGUCCUGGUAAUGUUCAUGUGUCUUCUGUCAUUUUUCCCAGAAACAUCAUAUUGAGAAUGGUUGAUUUAUAUUUUAGAUACAAAGAAAAUUGUGCACGAAGGUGGUUUGAGAUAGAUUUUUUUUUUUUUUUUUUUUUUUUUUUUUAAGUAUUUCAGAUCAGCUGACGUCUGCGCUCACUGCCUUAAACCCAUUGAUUCAGUUUCCAUGCGGCAUGUCCUAUGAGAGAAAUGGCUUUUUAAGGAACAUACGAAAGUAAUGAUGUAUAGUUGACCAAUGUCAGUUUGUAUAAAGUACUAAGUGAAAAAAAAUAUUUAUUACAUCCAUUGGAAGAAAUUGUUUACUUAUUGAAUGUUACCUGUUUAUGUAGGGAAGUUUAGAUGUAAUAAACCGCAUUGAGUUAAA
Clupea harengus (Atlantic herring) is the source of this 5572-nucleotide messenger RNA. It is a transcript of the gene pias1a, whose product is annotated as protein inhibitor of activated STAT, 1a. Gene Ontology annotation, cellular component: chromatin. Lineage: Eukaryota; Metazoa; Chordata; Actinopteri; Clupeiformes; Clupeidae. Gene Ontology annotation, biological process: regulation of transcription by RNA polymerase II; protein sumoylation. The record is from RefSeq and is a predicted model, not a curated record. Gene Ontology annotation, molecular function: transcription coregulator activity; zinc ion binding; SUMO ligase activity.